UGGCUGUGUUGUGAGGCGGUGUUGACGCAGCUGAGGCCGGUGAGUGUGAAGCGCUGACAGGACGCUGGAGGAGAGAAGCCGUCGGCGCACGGAGCCCAGUGAAGUGUGUCUGCAGCAGCGAGCAUAACACUGGAUUACCAUCACACAGAGGGCUCUCCAGAAGAGGGCAGCGUAAGACAGCGCGCAACUCCCAUCCCAUCAGGUCCUCGAACAGUCUCCGCUGUCAGGAUCACGCCUCUGACAACCAUGAAAGGCUCUCCUGACCUGAUUCCUUCCGCAGAUUUGGACCCCAGCAGAGUGUGCAAAGGGAAAGGAGUCGUGACUCUAAGAGCCACCCUCGUCCACAUAGAUGAUGAGGGCUGCAUCAGCGAAGAGCCAAAUGUCAUCACAACGCCAAGUGGCUGGACAAGCCAGAUUAAUGGAGACAGCUCUAAAGCAGGAUUGGCUGAGGGAGGCAGCAACAUCACAGCUGAUUUACCUCCUGUAAACAACACUCAGUGCCAGGUCAAUUCACCAGAGAGUAUAAAAGAGAAUCAAGCUCCAUCCUCCACUUACAGUCAGAACUGUUUCACACCGACCUCCAGCUCUGUUUAUCCCUGCACCAGCGCAGUGAACCCCACAAUCGUCCUGCUGCAACACAACAGAGAGCAGCAAAAGCAUCUUUCUCAUUUCAAAGACCCAACCCCAGAAAGAGACAAAAGCCCUGAUCCUGGGAGAGACUCGGUCAGUCCAGUCCCUGAUAUGGACUGGAAGAGGCUGCGGCUAUCACUGCACUCCCCUGUCCUCGGUCCUCUCAACAAGCCCAUUGUGCCCGUACGGAACACUGAGAAGUCCAAAGACUGGUACAAGACAAUGUUCAAACAGAUACACAGAAUACCCGAGCCUAUUGAGGAAAAUCCUUACCGCCCCACCUACAUUUUCCCUGAGAACUAUGACAUUCAGAUGAAAUCAAAAGAUGAUGGUCACACUCCCUUUGGUUACUUGGAAGAUUUGAGAGCAGUCCCACGCUCAAAAAGUGAUGCAGAGGUCGAUUCAAGAGGCCGGUCGAUGCCUGUGCCAACACGGUCCUCUUCCCUCAAACCCUCUGCCAAAAGGAACGAGUGGGAGCCCCCGGAUAAAAAGGUAGACACCAGGAAGUACCGCGCUGAGCCCAAGAGCAUCUUUGAGUAUGAGCCGGGGAAAUCGUCGGUGCUGAAGCUGGAGAGAACGACUCAGGAUGUAAAUCCAGAAGAUGUAGAUUUAGAGAAUGAGCCUUGGUAUAAAUUCUUUUCAGAGAUGGAGUUUGACAAAGCGAGUGCCCCCUCUUUCAGCCCCCUGGAAACAGCCUCCGACCUGCAGCAGUACUCCUCAAGCAAGUCUGGACACAGCGAGGUGGAGAAGGACGGAGAAUCAUCCUCGAGCGAGCCUGGGGCUCCAGAAUGCGACCGCCAUGUUUACAAGAGUGUCCUGGAGGGCGGCGACAUUCCCUUACAAGGUCUGCGGGCCCUAAACAAGCGCCAAGCCAGCUCCUCCUCCUCUAAAGUGGAUUAUAAAGGUGGGAAUGGCUAUAUAAUUUCACCCUGCUCCUCUGUAAAUAGUCGAUCGGUUCUUGCCAGUAAUGCAAUAGGUAACCAGUGUAAGAGUAUGAAGCCUCUAUCUGCUGCCAAAGCCUGCAUACCCCAAAUCCUGCCCUCUAAGUUCAAGCCCAAGCUGCUGCCGCCCAGUGGUGACAGUCAGGAGAGCAGGACUAAAGCUGUCAGGCACCCAAAGGCCCACAGCUGUGAGGAUCUGUACACGGGGCCAUGUGACACAGACUUUGCUAGAGCAGAGGAAAGGGAGAUCGAGCAACAUUCAGACUCUAAGUCCAGCUGUGGCACCGAGUGUGCGGAUGGCCUCAGGAAUGUUUCCCCUGCAAUUAGGAGGAGCGCAUCUGAGUUUUCCAGCCUGUACAGGACCAUGCAUCACAUCCAGCGGCCCAGCUCGGCCGGCUGCAGUCCCAGCGGCAGCGUUCGCAGCCUGGCCUCUCUUUUUGAGAAGUCAAAGGCCGACGGGGGUGAAAGGUCAGAGGCAGAUGACGGGGGUAACAUUCCACGGGAUGCUGUGUCGUCACGGGUCAGCGAGUUUGAAAUGAUCAUUCAGCGGUCCAACUCGGCGCCCAGUCGCUCCUCCUCCCUCCCCACCCUGCACUCCAGCCAGGGCCACAGCCCCAACCACAGCCCCGCCCACCUCUACAUGGCGUCUGCAGUGUCAGCGGAGUCCCUUUUGGUAGCUGAUGCCACCCAGAUGGAUGCCUGCUCCCCAGUGGAGGCAGAGGGCAAGAGCUGUGGGGAGGAGGCCCUGACACCAGGCAGUGUGACAGUGGAGGAGGCUGCUUCCUCCUCAGAGGACAGACACAGUGUGAGGACUGAUUCACCCUGCAACACUGAGGCCGAGGUCGAGCAGAUCUUCAGCAAAAGUUCACCCGAACUGAUCCCUCAAAAUGUCAGUGGAUCAAAGAGUCCCUCAGUUCUGCUUACAGCUUCCCCAACACAACACAACCAUCUUCUCCACAACCACCACCACCACCUGCACCACCUGAACCAUCAACUCCUCCUCAAACCCAGCAAAUGCAAAGGCUCUUGCCCAGCCUCCUACACCCGCUUCACCACCAUCCUCAGGCACGAGAGGCAGCAGGCCACCCAACAGGAGAGGCCACCUCAGGAGAAGAAGACCACGCUUCCUGGGAACCUCUUCCUCAUGGGCCCUGCUCCUUUCAGAUUACGGAAAAACCUGCAGUCCCACCAAACUCGGAGGACUCUGUUAGCCACAAAGGUGACCACGGGCACCCAGAGGCCCUGCACUUUGUCUCCUGAGCCCAGACCUCUGAUCCCUCAGCGCCUGUCCUCCCUGGAGGUCCUGGAGAGGCUGAGUAAUGGAGAGGGGAGCAGCACUGACCACCUGAGUAACGGGCAGGGCUUGGACGCCAACGGGAACCUACUGCAGCCGCUGGCAGCUCACCGCAGAGACUCAUCCCCAGUUCUCGGGGAGAGCCAGGAUGAAGUGUUGCGAAGGCGUCAUGGAGACAAAGAGAAAAUCUUGGAGGAGCAGCGGCGGCUGAAGCGGGAACAGGAAGAGGCUGACACAGCGUCGAGGCGACACACAGGCAUUGUCCCGACGCACCACCAGUUCAUCACCAACGAGCGCUUCGGAGACCUGCUCAACAUCACAGAUAACACAGAGAAGAGGAAAUCAGGCGUAGAGAGAACUCCAGCCAUGGCUCGCUUCGACUUCAGAGCAGAAACUCUAAAGGAAUUACCGUUUCAGAAGGGAGACAUCGUCUACAUCAUUCGACAGGUGGAUCAAAACUGGUAUGAAGGGGAGCACCAUGGAAGAGUUGGCAUUUUCCCUCAAAGUUACGUUGAGCUCCUUCCCCCCACAGAGAAAGCCCAGCCAAAGAAAAGUGCUCCAGUGCAGGUACUGGAAUAUGGAGAGGCUAUCGCACGCUUCAACUUCAACGGGGACACAGUGGUGGAAAUGUCCUUCAGAAAGGGAGAGAGGAUCACGCUGAUUCGUAGAGUUGAUGAAAACUGGUAUGAAGGCAAAAUCUCAGGCACCAACCGCCAAGGCAUCUUCCCCGUCACCUACGUAGAAGUGAACAAGCGACCCCGCGUCAAAAAUGGGGUGGAGUAUCUCGACCCUCCUGUCAGCCAUUCGCCACAGCGCAGCACCAAUGCCUCUCCUCAGCUGUAUCGUAAUCGUCUGACCACCUCCCCCCUGCCCCUCCCUCGCUCCCCCCGCCGCUCCGUGUCCCCUGAGGUCCACGCUGUCUCCUCUGAGUGGAUCUCACUGACUGUGGGAGGAGGGAGCCCUCCUGCUGCGCCCACCCCUCCCCUGCCACCACUGCCCACAGUGUCCUACCGCUGUGGCGAGUACCUGCCCCCGCCCUACUCUGCCAGCCCCGUGCCUCCCAUCUCCGGCAGCCCGUACUGCAUCUCCCCCAUGGCUUCCCCAUCUGCCUCCCCUCUUCCCCCACCUUACCCACCCAGACCCAACUCAACCACUCCCUUCCUCACAUUCACCCCACCUCAGGGGGAGGACUUCCUGCGCUCUCCUCCCUCCACACGAAAGUCACACAGCCCCUCUGGGGGGCCAGUGCUCGAGGGCUGGGUGAGGGGGGAGAAGGAGAUGACAGAGGGUGAAGGCACAGAGGGGGACAGGGGCCACGCAGCCCCAGGCAGCAGGCGAUAUAGCCCUGCAGAGUUUGUGAAGAACGAGGCUGACCAUCAUGGACGGAGCUCCAGAAGCCCUGUGAUGCUGUUUGACAUCCAGGAUAACAACAAUGUUAACUCCUUUGCGGAGGCAGUGUGUAAUGAGAUCUUGAAUAUAGCUGAGACCUCGGUGAGGUACUGCAGCACCCUGUCCCACCACCCUAAUGACUCUGUCCAUAGACUGCACCCCCACCCCAGUAAACAAUCUCUCAUCAUUUCUCAGCAACCCAAGUCCCACAGCAGCAGCAGCCCGGAGCCGAACCGUCUACACUGUGGAAUUUUCCAGGCUCUGUACAGUUAUGUGCCGCAGAACGAAGACGAACUGGAGCUGCAGGAGGGAGAUCUUGUCAGCGUCAUGGAGAAGUGCGAUGACGGCUGGUUUGUUGGUACCUCAAAGAGGACAAAACAGUUUGGGACUUUCCCUGGGAAUUACGUGAAGGAGGUGAAACUGUAAAGAUAUCUAAUCCGGCUGUAACACAUGGUUGCCUGUCAAGCUUGGGAAGUCAUUACUAUCGCGCAUGGCUGUUGGUUAGCAUAGUCAUUUAGCCAGGCGAAUCCAUUUUGUCUGGGAAAGUGAUCGGUUCGGCCUGAGGUAUGUCAAACUGCACGAGAUGGAGACAGAGACAGCUCACUGCCCAAACCUCAGUAUGGUGUACACCUUGACCACAUAUUACACAACCCUUGACAGAAAUUGUCUGUCUCCACGUGUGGAAUUUCUCCACCACAAACUAGCUUUUAUUGUACAGAUAAUAGCUUCCAUCUUGUCCAUGUAAUUUUCAUUACACAAGUGUUUACGUAGUGUGGAGGCCGGCAGCAGAGCAGUGUAUGGAUUAGGGAGUGGAUCUUAUUACCUGAACUGGACUUGGGAGGAUUCAGAAUGUAUUUUUAUGGGAUGUGUGGUUGGAGCUGUUUGUCAUGAGCUACCUUUCAGGACCAGUGGUGUUUAUCAUGAUUAUUUAAGUACAAUGCAAACCAUGCAUCUCCUGAUUCAAAGACAUUAGACGUUGCUUUCAGAGUAAAACCUUUAGUGUUGGUUCAGCACACCAGACAGUAUGAAAUUUAAUGUGGUGGUUUAUCCUUGGACUCUGCUUCUCUUUUCUCAGUUUAGAUUUGAGAAACUGACUUAAAUUCAGUGCCCUCCAGAGUUUAAAUACUUUAACCCUUAAAUAUAAAGCCCCUUUAGAUACUGGUCUGACAUACCCGUUUUACUUUCUGCUACAUUUUCUGAAUCAUCAAAAAAUCAGUAUUUAAAGAACAUAACAGCAUUCACAACUCAGUGCCCGAAAGCUUUAGAUACCAGUUCAGUAUUGCCUUCAUUUUCUAUCAAAGGUUGUUAUACAACAGUUAUCACAAAGUCACAUGCAUGACAAGAGAUACUCAAAUGUUGAAGUGUGCUCUUAGCUUCUCUUUUUUCCCAGUAACCACAGCAAACACACGUACAGGACACGUGGACUGUGUUGCAUGUCUUUAAAGUGAAACCGUGUAUGUGCACAUCCUUUUUCUUCAGAAUCUAUUCAUUUGUCAUUUUACACCUCUUCUGUCAAAAGAGAAGUGUGUUUACUGAUGGAUGAUGCCUGUAAGGUAGCUGGUGGUAGACGCCUGGCUCCAGCGCAACCACAGGACAGGCGUGGUGGCACUUAACUUCCUGUUUAGUCAUAUAAGCAGAUCCCACCUAACAAGACAAUGGUAUAUUAAUCACAAAAAAAGCUAUUUAAUGUUUUAAGCAAAGCCAACAAGGUGUCUUAGAAUAUAAACAUGCUGAUUUUUAAGAGCGUAUUGAGAUUUUAACCGCACCCUCACUCACAAGAUUUUUUGUUUUAGCCAUGUAAAUGUGUACAGAAAACUUUAAGAGGCCUUCUAAAUAUGGCUACAUAUUUUCAUAUGUAAUGACUACAACUUGGGUGAUACACUCAGUGGAAUGAUUUAACAAUAAGGUCAGCAUUAGUACAGCAUGCACUGUAAUAUAAUAAGAGAUUGACAAGUCAAAUUGGAGCAUGAGAUGCUAUCAGCCUCAAUAUUUGCCACCUUUAGCUUAAAGCAAACAGCAGUGAUGACGGGGUUAACAGUCUGCUCUUUGAGCUUCAAUAGCUCCCUGAUGGAGGAUUGCUUUGAAUUCUGCUAUCAAAGCAUCACAGCCGUCUUCCCGCGAGUACAGAGCUCCCGCAUCUCCAGCACCAUCAGAUCCUGUAACAGACACCACAUGUCAGAAUAGAUCCUCCACACGCACAUACCGAAAGAUGAUAGCUAUUGUUUUUCUCCGCUUGUGUUUUCAUCAAAUUCCUCUUUGUCAUCAGCUGCUGCACUGUGCUCACCAGUCCUGAGCGGAGGUGUCAAAUAGUACUUGCAAAUAAUUCUUAGAGCUUGUUAUGACCUGCUUGUACUGGCAGAUGGAUGGGAGAUUGCUAAAGAAGUAUUUUAAAAUCACUUUUUUUUUUUACACAAGGUGGACUGAGGUGGUGAGCUAUCUGAUGCUCCAAGUAGCUGAACUCAGAUCCUUUUCCCUAUGAAUACACACAUUUCUAAUCAAACGGUGCCAGACUAUCAGUGUAUCACUCUCUAUAAUUGCCUGAGUACAGGAAAAAUUAGAACCGUAAUGUGAAGUGUUGAAAGAUGAAACAGUAGCUCUCACUAGAUCUAAAAGUGUAUGUUUACUAUAUCUUUGUUUUUUUUUAAUGUGUUAGCUGCAGUUGUGCAGUGAUGAUGAACAUUGACCUGAUUGGAUUGUGGUUUGAAGCUGUAUGUGGCUGCCACAUAUAUGAAGUUCAAUAACUGAUGAAGUGCAUUAAUUUAACAAGAUUCAGUAGCAAUCAGUGUUUCAUCCUCUCUGAUGUUUGCUGUUGGGACAAAAUCAGGUGUUUCCUCUGGCGCGGAUCACCACUGACAAUUUUGCCAACAUCAGCAAAGGGAAUGUUUUGUCAAGAUAAUACACUGCAUUAUGGGUUUGCCUGUAUAGCACUGAUAUAAUAUUCAGGUAUUUUGUUACACCACAAAGGCAUGUUUUCCCCUCCGCUGCUGGCUAAACAUUUCUGUCCCUGCGUAACUCCAGCUCCGCAUGAAUGUGCUGAUAGGUUGGGAGUCUGUUGGCCUGUUUCUUCCCUGACAGAACAAAAGGAGAGAGGUUUUUGCUCCACCUCAAACACACCACACGAUGGACAAAUAAACAAUCACUCGUUUAGCCAUAACACAACUCACUUUAGCUUGUUUCUGUGAUAUUGUGCUCUAGAAAACAUCACAGGAUGUAUGAAUGUAUGAAUAUAUGAAUGUGGCAAUGCACACACAAUAUGUAAAAAAAGAAAAGUCUGUAUUUUCAUCUUAAAGGAACAUGCAGACGAUCGAUCAGCAUGGCACAAGAAGGAUUGUAAAUAUGUAAAAUAAAAAUAAUAGACUGCGAGCGAGGGGAGCGUCAGAUUGAGCUCUCUGUCGCUUGCGGCGGUUUAUUUACCUGAAGGAUUUUUGGCAAAGCACAGAGUGGAGCGUUACUGAGCACAGGAUGUUUGGCGCAUAUGAACAUUACGCUGCCAUUUGUGACAUUCAUAAUGCCUUAUGUUAGAUGCAAAAUUGUGCCUCAUUUUCAUUUAAUUAUUUUGUUUUCCUUUGGAGUAUCACUGAAAUGUAUCCAUGACAUAUUUAAUGUAACCAUGGUUUUCCCAUUAGUCCUAGUGAUCUCUGUGAUGGGAGAACAUUUACUAAGAACUUGUCAGUUACUGUGCAAGUACCUAAAAGUGUGACACAAUGCUUUAACUUAAUGAUUAAUAAUCAUGAGAACGAGCUAGUUUGAUGAGACGCACAACCUGCAACAGGUUUUUGGUUUGUUUGCUUCAAUUUGCAGUGCUGUUACAUUGACAAUAUUAAAAUAAAGAUACUAUACACUGCUGUGACUUCGGUAUUAUGCAAUAUUUAAUAAACCAUUUAAACUA
Epinephelus moara (kelp grouper) is the source of this 8143-nucleotide messenger RNA. RefSeq names its product sorbin and SH3 domain-containing protein 1. Gene Ontology annotation, biological process: cell-substrate adhesion. The record is from RefSeq and is a predicted model, not a curated record. Gene Ontology annotation, molecular function: protein binding. The transcript has 28 exons. The coding region runs from base 247 to 4680 and encodes 1477 amino acids. NCBI's taxonomy places the organism in Eukaryota, Metazoa, Chordata, Actinopteri, Perciformes, Serranidae. Gene Ontology annotation, cellular component: nucleus; cytoplasm; cell-substrate junction.